CGACAAUAAUUAUCAGAAGUCCAUGAAACUUCGGUAAAGUCGGGCGUAUCUGGUGUUUCAUGUCAAUGCCUGUCAACCACUAGUCCCCGAGGUAUAUUCAACGAAUAAAUUUGUUUUUCUUCUCAAAAAAUGCCAAUGACACCUGCCAUAACGGGAAUGGAAGAACAAGAAAAGUUGUUGGAAGAUGCAAUCGGUGUAGUAAAAGUUCAAGCUUUUCAGAUGAAGCAUUGUCUUGACAAAUCUAAAUUGAUGGAUGCAUUAAAACAUGCCUCUACCAUGUUAGGAGAACUCAGAACUUCUCUUCUGAGCCCAAAGAGCUAUUAUGAACUGUAUAUGGCAAUCACAGAUGAAUUAAGGCAUUUAGAACUUUAUUUGUUGGAUGAAUUUCAAAAAGGAAGAAAAGUUACAGAUCUCUAUGAAUUAGUACAAUAUGUAGGCAAUAUUGUACCCAGACUUUACUUACUUAUCACCGUUGGUCUGGUUUACAUCAAAACAACUCCUGGUUUAAAAAGAGAUCUUCUGAGAGAUCUUGUGGAAAUGUGUAGGGGUGUGCAACAUCCAUUGCGCGGUUUAUUCUUGAGGAAUUAUUUGUUACAGUGUACAAGAAAUAUCUUGCCAGAUGUUACCGAGGGUGAUGAUGAAGAUGGAACUGUUCGUGAUAGCAUAGAUUGUUUAAUGAAUUUUGCAGAAAUGAAUAAAUUAUGGGUACGCAUGCAACAUCAAGGUCACAGUAGAGAUAGAGAAAGAAGAGAAAGGGAAAGAGAAGAACUUCGAAUUUUAGUUGGAACAAAUCUUGUACGACUUAGUCAACUAGAAUCAGUGACAUUGGAUAAAUAUAAGAAGCUUGUACUGCCAGGAAUCUUAGAACAAGUAGUUAGUUGUAGGGAUGCAAUAGCACAAGAAUAUCUUAUGGAGUGUAUAAUUCAAGUCUUUCCUGACGAAUUCCAUUUACAAACGUUAAAUGCAUUUUUGAAAUCGUGUGCAGAAUUGCAAAAUGGAGUAAAUGUUAAAAACAUAAUCAUAUCGCUGAUUGAUCGGCUUGCAGCCUUUAGUCAACGAUCUGAUGGUGUAGGAGGACCAGGAAGUCCUAACCAAGUGCCAGGAAUUCCACAAGAUGUCAAAUUGUUUGACGUAUUUAGUGAUCAAAUAGCAACCAUUAUACAGACAAGACAAGAUAUGCCUCCGGAAGAUAUUGUGUCUCUUCAAGUAGCUCUCAUAAACUUAGCACAUAAAUGCUAUCCUGAUCGUGUAGAUUACGUAGACAAGGUUUUGUUUACGACAGUUCAAAUAUUCCAGAAACAGAACGUGGAUAAGUUGGAGUAUAAUAGCGCUGUUUCAAGAGAAUUAGUUAGAUUAAUGAAAAUUCCUGUAGACAAUUAUAAGAAUAUAUUAACUGUGCUUAAGCUUGAACACUAUGCGCCUCUCUUGGAUUACUUCGAUUAUGAAGGCAGAAAAUCACUGGGCAUAUACAUAAUAACAAAUAUUUUAGAAAACGAGACAUUAAUACCGACGCAAGAACAAGUAGAUUCGGUGCUCUUUAUGGUAUCUUCUUUGGUACAAGAUCAAUCGGAUCAACCCAAUAUAGAAGAAGAUCCUGAAGAUUUUGCCGAGGAACAAGGAUUGCUCGGUAGAUUAAUACAUCAUUUUAAAUCGGAAACACCAGAUCAGCAAUAUAUGAUAUUAAGUGCUGCGAGAAAACAUUUUAGUGCAGGCGGUAACAAACGAAUAAAAUUCACUCUUCCGCCUAUAGUUUUUCAAAGUUAUCAAUUGGCAUUUACGUAUAAAGCAUUAAAGGAUCAGGAUGAAAUGUGGCAAAAGAAGUGUCAAAAAAUUUUUCAAUUCUGUCACACAACUAUUACGGCAUUAAUGAAAGCCGAAUUAGCUGAAUUACCUUUAAGACUCUUUCUGCAAGGUGCGAUAGCAAUUGGCGAAAUCCGUUUUGAUAAUUUUGAAAUGGUUGCUUACGAAUUUAUGAGCCAAGCAUUCUCGAUAUAUGAAGAUGAAAUAAGUGAUUCAAAAGCACAGCUUGCAGCAAUCACCUUAAUAAUCGCCACAUUUGAACAAAUGAGCUGUUUUGGCGAAGAAAAUGCAGAGCCUGUACGCAACCAAUGCGCUUUAUAUGCCAGUAAAUUGUUAAGAAAACCCGAUCAAUGUAGAGGAGUUGCUACUUGUUCACAUAUAUUUUGGUCUGGAAAAUCUUUAACUACGGGCGGAAAAGAAAUGCAAGAAGGCGGUAAAGUAUUAGAUUGUUUGAAGAAAGGUAUUAGAAUAGCAAGCCAGUGCAUGGAUACAUCUGUGCAAGUACAGCUAUAUGUGGAGCUGCUGAACCAUUAUAUCUAUUUCUAUGAGAAAGGAAACACAGCUGUAACUGUACAAAUAUUAAAUCAAGUAAUUGCGAAAAUUAGAGAGGAACUUCCUAAUCUUGAAACAAGUGAAGAAACUGAUCAAAUACAGAAACAUUUAGCAAAUACAUUGGAACAUUUAAGGAACAGAAUGGAAUCGCCGGAUUCCGAUGGACUUUCCUAUCAAGGCCUUGUCCUUUAACAGUGCAAAACAUUGUAAUUUUGUAAAUAAAAAUUUUCUAGAAUAUGGACAAUAUUAUAUAAUAAAUAUUAUAUAGAUCAGUUAUACUAAUGACAAUUAGCAUUAAUCUUUUCGUUCUAUUUCUCCAUUGCAAACUACAGGACUAUAAACUAGAAAUAAAAACUGAAUUACUAAUUCGAAAUCAA
Messenger RNA from Pogonomyrmex barbatus (red harvester ant), 2729 nucleotides. RefSeq names its product Vacuolar protein sorting 35. Gene Ontology annotation, biological process: intracellular protein transport; retrograde transport, endosome to Golgi. Gene Ontology annotation, cellular component: retromer, cargo-selective complex; retromer complex; late endosome. Lineage: Eukaryota; Metazoa; Arthropoda; Insecta; Hymenoptera; Formicidae. The record is from RefSeq and is a predicted model, not a curated record.